Clonostachys rhizophaga is the source of this 2316-nucleotide messenger RNA. The record is from the annotation of a GenBank genome assembly. NCBI's taxonomy places the organism in Eukaryota, Fungi, Ascomycota, Sordariomycetes, Hypocreales, Bionectriaceae.
AUGAUGGCAUCACGAAAUGGACCCAAAGGCCCUGCCCCGAAGAAGAAUGCUGUUACAUACGGCAAGGCUCCCCGGAGUCGCCCGCUUGGCAGUUUGAACACAAUCGCCGAGUCUAAUCCCUACGACUUUCCCGACUCUGAUGGCUCCGACGCAUCACCAACGCCACGGAAACCAAACCCUCCCAAGAUGAAGCCAGCGACGCUCUCACGACCCCCCAAUGUCCAUCGCGGCUCAACAGAUACAGGAAGAGCGCGCGUUCCAGCGAAGCAAAAAGAGAAUGAUGGCGAUGCGCGCAAGAGAACACACUCGAAAGCCUUUGUCGAAGAUGGCAUCGUUGUGGCACGUCCGCCAACGAAUUCCUUCAGCGCACGCAUCAAAACAACACAACCGAUAUCUGAACCCAACCCCCGAAUCAUCCCCAAGUCGAAGCCCCUCGAACAGAUUCAGAACAAGAAGCCCAGACCUCCUACGACAUCGAACACAGCUCCGGUUGCUCGCAUGCCUGUGAGGCCACUCAAGACCGUUGGAUCCGCAAAUGCUACCAAGAAGCUGGAGCCCCCCAAACCACAAGCCCGGAAGCCUCGGUUGAUCGAUAGACUUGCUUCCCAAGCAGAGGAGGAAUCCGACUCCGAAACCGAUGACUCCAGGGCAAGUGAGGAUGACCGAGAUCGAACCCCCAGACACAGAUCACAGACACCUGCAUCUCAAAGAGCAAGCACUGCUAUGGAAUGGUCUCAAUCAAGGCCAGAGCAAACGAAGACUCCUGCAAGCAAAAAAAUCAAGCAUACAUACAGCCAAGCCCGAAGCAUUCGAGAGGAUACUCAGCAAGGCGAUGAUCCUUACGGUUUGUCGGCCGAUGCUCAAUUGGAUUCCCUUUUGUCAAGCCCUCCAAUUAAUGCUAGUAACCCACCAUUUUCACUUCCUGCGGAUGACUUCGACCUGGACGAUGACGAAGACGAUUGUCCCAAAUCCGCAAUUAAGAGUAUCCACGAAUUGCGCCGUGCUGGUGCAAACAACCGUUUCGCCGAUGAGAUGGAGGACCUGCUAUCAAGAAUUGGCGCUCCUGCUCGGGAUCAGGUAUCAAUGAGGCGCAACUCAUUAUUGGAACUUGCACAGAAACUGCAGCGGGAUGAUUUCGCAGCGCAGUUUAGGGACCACGCCGCUCGCGAUACCAUUGCAAAAGGUAUUGGAAAAGAGACCGACAUUAUCAGUGGUUUUGCUUUUACGUCAAGCCUUGUGUUGUUUUUAUCAUCGAAUAACGCGCCUCACCUUCUUAGGCGGCUUGUUGAGGAAAGGGUUGGGAAGAUGCUCAGCGAGCUAUUGCGAAUUCGGGACGACAUUACCGUCUUGGCUGCGCAAAGAGCAAUGAAUGUGUCCAAGGCAGGUCUGGCGUCACUCCGCGGAGUAAAGUCAUUUCUUCUGCGAAAGCCUCUCUGGCUUCAGCAACGCCCUAGCUCGCUAUCGCCACGGACCAUGGCGCUUCAGCUUCUUUCAAUUCUUCACCGCUAUCUAGAAACCCGGUAUUUGGAACAAGUUAUCCAGGAUUCAGAGUAUGAGCUACAGAAAAUCAUUGCAUCUGAGGACCUAUACGACCUUGAAGAAGACGAGGUCGAGGUUGAAGAAGACACCGAUACGGCCCUUGUUAUUGUGAUUUUGGAAUCACGCUCAGGGGCAGGCAUUGAAGCCACCGAAGGAACACAAAAGAUGGCGAGGGCAUCCAAGAUAUCGCAAUUCCUUCAGAAGACUCUGGAGAAUUGGCCGAAAGAGCAAGGCGAAGCAGUCACUACGACAUUGAAGCUGGUUAUCAAUACAACGAACGUCGAGGACGGUGCCAAAGCCUUUGGUAAUACAAGGACAUUACAGCACUUGAGUCGAUGCAUCUGUGAGGGUAUUCGGCAAGUCCAGGAAGCUGUUGAAAAAAACACCUUCCAAGCCGGGCUCUACAACGAACUGUUACUCGUUCUUGGCGUUACAAUAAACAUUCUAGAACAUCAUAAACCAUCCAGGGCGCUUAUUGACCAAACAAGUUUGGAAAGGCUCGCAGCUUUGUACAUGGGCAAUCACGAAUCAAUUGAUGAUGCCGACUCGGAGCAGCAGUCGAAAGUCAACGUUGCUCUUGGCUACCUCGCUGUCAUUCUUGGUUAUCUCUCCCUCGACCCCCAGGCGCGGGGCGUCAUACAGAAGCACAACAACGGGUCAGGUCUCACCCACCUGAUUGAAUCAAUUCAAAAGUUUUCUAGACUUUUCAGCACUGUUGAUAACAAAAUGCACGAGUUAGAAGGACUUGUGAACGAGCUUCAGCGGCAUCGCGCAUAG